AUGAUCUUCCACCUCUUCAGAUCCUGGCUCACCGUACUCUUCGGAAGUGCCUUCCAAUCGACCGAGAAGACCUCAUACAAGUCACCCUAUAUCGGCGGCAGCGACUUCACCAGCCGGGAUUAUCGGAGUCGGCGCGGACCCCCUAGCGUGAAUCCCAUCACCAAUAUGACAUUCAGCGAGAGCAAGGAACGGAUAGUCGAGGAUGUUAAGAUGCAGAACAUGAACAUAUACUCGGAGCCUGUGGCCGACGGCGCAAUUUUCAAAGGCAUAAUGGUUUCAAACCAGAUUGAAGUCACUCAUGAGACUAGAAGUAGUCACAAUCUCACUUCGGUCACCACCCACCAAUCUUGGUAA
Aspergillus oryzae RIB40 is the source of this 354-nucleotide messenger RNA. RefSeq lists its product as uncharacterized. The coding region runs from base 1 to 354 and encodes 117 amino acids. The record is from RefSeq and is a predicted model, not a curated record. Lineage: Eukaryota; Fungi; Ascomycota; Eurotiomycetes; Eurotiales; Aspergillaceae. The transcript has 2 exons.